This is a messenger RNA of Linum trigynum, 3497 nucleotides long. The record is from the annotation of a GenBank genome assembly. Lineage: Eukaryota; Viridiplantae; Streptophyta; Magnoliopsida; Malpighiales; Linaceae.
AAACAUAUUUUACAAAUAAUCUCACUUCAUGGUUUUCCACCAACCUAAUUCACUUGUUUGUUUUGACUAAAAACUUAAAUUUGAAGAAAAUUUUUUAGAAACAGGAUAAAAUAACACACUCGUUGGCUUUUAUCUUUCAAUUCACCCGGGAGAUGGAUGGAUGAUUGUGGAUCAAAUAAACAAGGCCAAUCCAAUUUGUAUUAUCCACAGCCACUUGCCAGAGCCUUACAAGUGCUCUGCCUCUAAGCCGAUCAAGGACGAAGAAAGAAAAAGCAACAUAACCAGAGCAUAACAAUGGCGGCUUCUCUUUCUUCCCCCUUAACAUCAGCUUCCUCCGUUCUCUUCUCCUCUUCAAACUACCCCUCCCUUCCAUCUUUCUCACCUUCUCAACGCCUCUGUUUUUCCCACUCUGCUCUCUCUUCUUCUUAUUCAGUUUCUCCUGCCCUCUUCACAUUCCCUUCCCCUCGCCUCUCCGCCACCGCCGCCGUUUCCUUCUCCGUCAGGGCUGCCACCGCCUCUGGAGAGAAGAAGAAGGUCCUCAUAGUCAACACCAACAGCGGCGGCCAUUCAAUUAUUGGGUUCUACUUCGCCAAGGAGCUUCUGGGUUCCGGCCAUAAUGUCACCAUCCUCACCGUCGGAGAGGAAGGCUCCGAUAAGAUGAAGAAGCCUCCCUUCAACAGAUUCAGUGAAAUUGUGAGCGCUGGAGGUCGCACCGUAUGGGGAGACCCGCCGGAAAUCGGGAAAGUCCUCGCCGGCGAGACGUUCGAUGUUGUGCUCGACAACAAUGGCAAGGACCUCGAUGCUGUCAGGCCGGUAGCAGACUGGGCAAAAGAGACGGGAGCGAAGCAGUUUCUGUUCAUCAGUAGUGCCGGAAUUUACCUGCCGACCGAGGAGCCUCCCCAUGUUGAAGGCGAUGCCGUGAAAGGCAGUGCUGGCCACGUUGGAGUGGAGAAGUACAUGGCCGAGACAUUCAGCAACUGGGCUUCCUUCCGGCCGCAGUAUAUGAUCGGCUCUGGCAACAACAAAGACUGCGAGGAAUGGUUCUUCGACCGAAUUGUACGGAACAGGCCGGUUCCAAUCCCGGGAUCAGGGAUGCAACUGACCAACAUUUCGCACGCCAAGGAUCUGUCGUCGAUGCUCACGCUGGCUGUGGAGAAGCCGGAAGCAGCGAGUGGGAACAUAUUCAACAGUGUGAGCGAGAGAGCAGUGACUCUGGAUGGAAUGGCCAAGCUCUGCGCGAAAGCUGCUGGGCUCCCGGUUGAGAUCGUCCAUUAUGAUCCCAAAGCUAUCGGGGUCGACGCCAAGAAAGCUUUCCCCUUCAGAAACAUGCACUUCUAUGCUGAGCCACGAGCAGCAAAGGAAAUUUUGGGAUGGCAGGGAACCACAAACUUGCCUGAGGAUCUGAAAGAGCGGUUCGAGGAGUAUGUGAAGAUUGGUAGAGACAAGAAGACCAUGGCUUUUGAGUUGGAUGAUAAGAUCCUGGAAGCCCUCAAAGUUCCUGCAGCUGUGUAGAAGAGCCAACUGCCUACAAGCUGCGACUUUCAGCAUUUUACCUAUAUAUACAUUCUCUAUCUUCUACCCUGAGUUUUGUAUGGCAUCAUUUUGCCUCCUUAUCUGAACAAGGCGUGAUUUGGCUAGGAGAAUCCUGGGGGGAAAAAAUAUGAAAAGUAACUUCCUUUUGAACUCUGAUACUUUCCCGGGGAACCACAGGACAAAUCCACAUUUCCACCAAACAAAUGGGUUUCUCCUAGAUCCGUCUUAUUCAUAAAUCCAUCCACUUGUCAAAAUUUCAUCAAAUUGGAAAACCAUCAACUAGGAUAUUCACCGCCCAAACACACAUUUUUAGCACAUUCAUGAAUCAUGUCUGUCUAUAUCUGCACAAGCAACGGAUAUGACGGUAAUUACAGAAACCUAAUAAGCAUUGGACAAUCCUAGUUUGUAAUGGAAAUAUGAACACAAAAGCACUACCUUGCUACUAGUUGUUAAGAACCUCAAAUUUGAGGGCACAUCACAGAGUACAUAGAGCCUUGUGAAGUCCAGAGCCAAAAUGUUGGCUGGAGAAACAUGGUAGAAUGCAACAUUACCUAAUGAAUACUGUAAUCUACAAAAAAAAAAAAAAAAUCCAAGGUGCAUACAGGCUGCUAGACUGCUCAAAAGUGCAGAUUUCCGCUCCUGGAUACAAUACAUACACGCUUCCAUUGAGACCUAAGCUGUAGAAGUUAAAGAAAGCUUCUACAUUGAGCUAAUGCAGUUGGAGUAGCAUACACAAAAGGAGAAGGGGUUUUUCGAAGAAGCUUUUAGAGAAGAGAUUACCUGGCCAGACAAUUUUUCUGAUAAUAAAGUCAAUUAUCAUAAGUCAUCCUUGAUCUCCAGCUCUUUGAGUCUUAACUCCAGUUCAUCAUCCUCGUCAAUAUCUUCACUUUCAGGAUCAUUCUCAUCCAAGAGGACAAGCACGUCAGCAAGCUCUUGAAUGUUUUCUUCACUUCAUCAAAGCCCUUUUCAUCGGAUAAGAAAUUGCCAUUCAAAUUGAGCAACUGGCUUAUUCCCCGCAGCUUGUGCCAAGAUCCUCCUCCAGCUCUUCUAGUUGCAUUUGUGCUCAAAUCAACCUCGUUCAACUAGCCAUGCCCAGUCUCUAUAGCCUUAGAUAUCAAGAUAGCGCCCUCAUCCUUCAGCGCAUUGUCGGCUAGGUGAGAAACUGCUCAGCCAAGGAAGAAGCACAGUUUGCAGUAAUGUCAUUGCCGGCCAUAUCCACAGGUAAGAGCCAAAAACAGAUUUGCUUAGAGCAACUCCAGCAUCUACACCAAACAUGUUGUCAAGAAUUAGUGAAAGUGAGCAAGCGUCAAUUGAUAUAAGAGGUUAGUUGCCCGCUUCCAAGAACAACGCCGCCAUCUACCCUGCCGCCCGAUGCCACCAAUCCAUAGACGAAGAAAUUGGCCAGCAGCUCUUGGAGGUUCGGGAUCGACAGCAGGAGAGGAUGACGAAGCUAGACGAGCAACAGCGCAAGGCCCAGGAGCAUGAGACGGAGUUGGUUCGUCUUCGAGCUGACGUCUGACAUUAAAAACGACUGAUGGAAUGGAAUGGAGUUGGUAGUCAAGGGGGCUGAGCAGGCGGGAGAUGCACGACGAAAGGAGGCGCGCUUGGGAGAUUCGCUGAGGCUAGCCGCUAGCCUUGCCGGUAACGGCACGAGAGCGGCUUGGGGAAAUCUCACGGGAACGAAUCAGGUCAGUAACCAUGAGUAACCAGCCCAUAUCAGCAUGACAUUGGCAUUUCUCUCUCCUGAAAAGUCUUUAAUUUUUCCCUUCUUAAUUUUUGACGGACGAUUUCUCACUCGUUUUAAGUCGAAAUUUAAUUUUUUUGCACAGUUAGAUCAGAUUAAUUGUGCUCUUCAAAAUAAUAUCCACUUUGAUAUAUUUUUCGAACAAAAAAAAUUGAGCCAUUUUUUACCAGUCUAUACCAUAUGGUAUUGACUGUUAUUGAAAUAAGAACAUACCUAUGGU